Phodopus roborovskii (desert hamster) is the source of this 3581-nucleotide messenger RNA. RefSeq names its product staphylococcal nuclease and tudor domain containing 1 (gene Snd1). Gene Ontology annotation, molecular function: RNA binding; nuclease activity. The coding region runs from base 16 to 3057 and encodes 1013 amino acids. Lineage: Eukaryota; Metazoa; Chordata; Mammalia; Rodentia; Cricetidae. Gene Ontology annotation, biological process: mRNA catabolic process; regulatory ncRNA-mediated gene silencing. The record is from RefSeq and is a predicted model, not a curated record. The transcript has 24 exons. Gene Ontology annotation, cellular component: nucleus; cytosol; RISC complex.
AAGGGGCGGGGCUUCAUGAACAGAGUGCCUAUUGGCUUGAGGUCCGGCGGGUUCUGCACGCUAAUUGGCCAGAGGGAGGUGGCGCUCUGGCACGCUUGCGCGGCGAGUAGAACGUGUGGCGGCGGCGGAGAUCGCGUCUCCUCUUUUGCUCUCAGUCCCGCUGCUGCUCCAGUGUGCGCUUGGCGCUUCCAUCCGUCCAGUCCACCGUCGGAAGCCUGUCGCCUGCGGGCUCCUCGUCGCGGCCACCUCUCCCCAGCGCCGACACCCAUCCUGACACCUCCAGUCCGGCCGGCCGCCCCACUCGCUGCCCUUCCAGCUCCACACAUGGCCUCCUCCGCGCAGAGCGGCGGCUCCUCCGGGGGACCCGCGGUCCCCACCGUGCAGCGAGGCAUCGUCAAGAUGGUCCUCUCUGGGUGUGCCAUCAUUGUCCGUGGGCAGCCUCGUGGCGGUCCUCCUCCUGAGAGGCAGAUCAACCUCAGCAACAUUCGUGCUGGAAAUCUUGCUCGGCGGGCAGCUGCCACGCAGCCAGAUGGGAAAGAUACACCGGAUGAGCCUUGGGCAUUCCCUGCUCGAGAAUUCCUUCGCAAGAAGCUGAUUGGGAAAGAAGUCUGUUUCACGAUAGAAAACAAGACUCCCCAGGGACGAGAGUAUGGGAUGAUCUACCUUGGAAAAGAUACUAAUGGGGAAAACAUUGCAGAGUCACUGGUUGCAGAAGGCUUGGCCACUCGGAGAGAAGGCAUGAGAGCCAACAACCCAGAGCAGAACCGGCUUUCAGAAUGUGAGGACCAAGCAAAAGCAUCGAAGAAAGGCAUGUGGAGUGAGGGGAAUGGUUCCCACACCAUCCGGGACCUCAAGUAUACCAUUGAAAACCCAAGGCAUUUUGUGGACUCUCACCACCAGAAGCCUGUCAAUGCUAUCAUCGAGCACGUUCGAGACGGCAGUGUGGUCCGGGCCCUGCUCCUCCCAGAUCACUACCUUGUUACAGUCAUGCUGUCUGGGAUUAAGUGCCCAACUUUUCGCCGAGAAGCAGAUGGUUGUGAAACACCAGAGCCUUUUGCUGCAGAAGCCAAGUUUUUCACGGAGUCGAGACUGCUUCAGAGAGAUGUUCAGAUCAUUCUGGAGAGCUGUCACAAUCAGAACAUUCUGGGUACCAUCCUUCAUCCAAAUGGUAACAUCACUGAGCUCCUCCUGAAGGAAGGCUUUGCACGCUGUGUGGACUGGUCAAUUGCAGUUUACACCCGGGGUGCAGACAAACUGAGGGCAGCCGAGAGGUUUGCCAAGGAGCGCAGGCUGAGAAUAUGGAGAGACUAUGUGGCUCCUACUGCUAAUUUGGACCAAAAGGACAAGCAGUUUGUUGCCAAGGUGAUGCAGGUUUUGAACGCUGAUGCCAUUGUUGUGAAGCUGAAUUCUGGAGUCUACAAGACCAUCCACCUGUCAAGCAUUCGACCACCAAGGUUGGAGGGAGACAAUGUACAGGAUAAGAACAAGAAACUGCGCCCCCUAUAUGACAUUCCCUACAUGUUUGAGGCCCGGGAAUUUCUUCGGAAAAAGCUCAUCGGGAAGAAGGUCAAUGUGACUGUGGACUACAUUAGACCAGCCAGCCCAGCCACAGAAACGGUGCCUGCCUUUUCGGAGCGUACCUGUGCCACUGUUACCAUUGGAGGAAUAAACAUUGCUGAGGCUCUUGUCAGCAAAGGUCUAGCCACAGUGAUCAGAUACCGGCAGGAUGAUGACCAGAGAUCCUCACACUAUGAUGAGCUGCUGGCUGCAGAGGCCCGAGCUAUUAAGAAUGGCAAAGGAUUGCACAGCAAGAAGGAAGUGCCCAUCCACCGAGUUGCUGACAUUUCUGGGGACACCCAGAAAGCAAAGCAGUUCCUGCCCUUCCUUCAGCGGGCAGGCCGUUCUGAGGCCGUGGUGGAAUAUGUCUUCAGUGGCUCUCGCCUCAAGCUCUAUUUGCCUAAGGAGACUUGCCUCAUCACCUUCCUGCUGGCAGGAAUUGAAUGUCCCAGAGGAGCACGAAACCUCCCAGGCUUGGUGCAGGAAGGAGAGCCAUUCAGUGAGGAAGCCACACUUUUCACCAGGGAGCUAGUGCUACAGCGAGAGGUGGAGGUGGAGGUGGAGAGCAUGGAUAAAGCUGGCAACUUCAUCGGCUGGCUGCACAUGGAUGGGGCUAACCUGUCCGUCUUGCUGGUGGAACAAGCGCUUUCCAAGGUCCACUUCACUGCCGAGCGCAGCACCUACUACAAGCCCCUCCUAUCUGCUGAGGAGGCCGCCAAGCAGAGGAAGGAGAAGAUCUGGGCCCACUAUGAGGAGCAGCCUGUGGAGGAGGCACUGCCUGUGCUGGAGGAGAAGGAGCGCUCUGCCAGCUACAAGCCCGUGUUUGUGACCGAGAUCACAGAUGACCUGCACUUUUACGUGCAGGACGUGGAGACUGGCACCCAGCUGGAAAAGCUGAUGGAGAACAUGCGCAGUGACAUCUCCAGCCACCCCCCUGUCGAGGGCUCCUACGCCCCCCGCCGGGGAGAGUUCUGCAUUGCCAAAUUUGUAGAUGGAGAAUGGUACCGUGCCCGGGUAGAGAAAGUGGAGUCCCCUGCCAAAGUCCACGUCUUCUACAUUGACUACGGCAAUAGAGAGAUCCUGCCAUCUUCCCGCCUGGGUACCCUACCUCCUGCCUUCAGCACUCGUGUGUUGCCAGCUCAAGCCACAGAGUAUGCCUUCGCCUUCAUCCAGGUGCCCCAAGAUGAGGAUGCUCGCACAGAUGCUGUGGACAGCGUGGUGCGGGACAUUCAGAACACUCAGUGCCUGCUCAAUGUGGAGCACCUGAGCGCCAGCUGCCCCCAUGUCACUCUGCAAUUUGCGGACUCCAAAGGCGACGUGGGGCUGGGCCUAGUGAAGGAGGGACUCGUCAUGGUGGAGGUGCGCAAGGAGAAACAGUUCCAGAAAGUGAUCACAGAAUAUCUGAAUGCCCAGGAGUCAGCCAAGAGUGCCAGGCUGAACCUGUGGCGCUACGGAGACUUCCGAGCUGAUGAUGCCGAUGAGUUUGGCUACAGCCGCUAAGGAGAACUGUGCCUGGCCCCCAGCACCGCUGAUGCCAGACCCUUUCCCUCUGCCAGGAGGCGGUUUUCAAUGUCAGACCUGGUUGGGGGAGCAUAGAUUGGGUCCAGCUUUGCUUCAGUGUACAGAAGCCUCCUGUGUGGCGGGUAGCAUUGGAGCUGUGGGCAAGGAGCCCAGGCUUGCGGGGGCAGACCAUCAUAGUGGCACUGCCGUCCACAGUCUCUCCCGGAUGAUUUUGUAUUUUUAUUUGGGGAUUUGUGGGAUUUUUUUUUUUUUUUUAAACUGUCUUCAAAUCAGGAAAGAACCAUGAAAGACUUUGUCUUAGCGAAGGGGAUAAUCGUGACACCUGAGGCAGCAAUCAGCUGGCACCCACCUCUACCCCAGGCCACCCUUCUUCCCAAACUGUCCAAGUGUUGAUUAUGUGACUUCUAAAAUGUCGGUGUGUCCACAUCUGCCCCCUCACCAGCCUGUUCUGUAUUUAAAGCUUCUGAGACCCAAUAAAAUAGAACCUGCUGUCUGCAAAGCAA